Molecule: messenger RNA, 7239 nt
Organism: Symbiodinium pilosum
Lineage: Eukaryota; Dinophyceae; Suessiales; Symbiodiniaceae
Source: the annotation of a GenBank genome assembly
AUGAGCUGGUCCAAGCUGACGUUUGACCAGGCGAAUGGAACGAAGCUCUUGCUACAGAGACUCGCUGGGAGUACGUUGGUGAGGAAGACACUUCCCAACGCUGCUGCUAUCUGUCAACAGUACUUUUCCUUCAGGCGGAGUUCUGGCGAGACGAUCGGCAACUUUCUCGUCAGAGAGACUCUGGUCCAUGAAGAGUUCGUGGAGGCGAUUAUUCGACUUCACGAGGAUCGCCUCGGACUGUCAGAAUCAGGCCGGGACUUUGGCCUGCCUUCAGAUGAAGAUGACGAAUGGCACGAUCGCUCGUGGUCGUGGUGGAAUGGCUGGUACGAUGAUGACUGGCCAGGUGGAGAUGAAGAUGGCGCUGAACCUGCACGACAACCCGAUUCACCGGCAGGAGAUGGUGAUGGUUCAGCUCCUCAAGGUCCUUCAGGAGAUGCUGAUGGUGCUCCCGUCGGAGCAACAGGAUCUUCACCGAGUCAUCGGGCUGAAGGCGGCUCUGUGACAAAUCCACCAUUAGUCACCAUUCAUGAAGACGCUGUACCGGACUCCAAGAAGAUCCCUCUGGAUGAACUUUCGGUUGCUGACAGCUUCAUCAUGGAGGUGCUUCGCGGCUGGAGACUUCUACAAGCUGCGGGAUUGACCGCUGAAGAAAAGCGCGACAUUCUCUCCACCACCAAGAAUUCCUUGGACUAUGAGACUAUUGCCUCAGCUCUUCAGAACUUGUGGGACGAGCAACUCCUUGGGCAUCGACGAGGAAAUGGCAACACCUUCCAGAACUUCACGGCCUCAGUUGAUGAGGGCGAUUGGUUUGAUCCUGAAUCGUCAGAUGCUUGGCACGAUGGAUGGGAUGACUGGUCCUCGUCUUACUAUGCUGGACAAUGGGGUGACGAUGAGUGGGACCAUGAUUGGUGGGAAGACGUACCUCAACAAGGCUUUCAGGCUCUUGCUCAUGAACCCGACACCUCUUCAGGUCCAGCUGGUGAUGAUCCGGCUCUUCGUGAAGCUCAACAAGCUGAGCGUAUGGCCGAGAACCUCGCAAUGGAAGCAACUCGGACAUGGUCGGAGGCCCAAAGGGCUACCCAGCAACUACGCAAGGAUCGUGGCUUUGGUGGUCCCUCCUCUUCCGGCGGGGGACAAACCAUUCGAUGUUUCAACUGCGGCGGCAAUCAUAUGUCCAGAGACUGUCCUGACCGGAGACACCCGUCCUUUAACGGCGGCAAGUUCAAUGGCAAGGGCAAGUUUCGGAACUAUUGGAUGGAAUCGGACGACUUCUACCACAACUACGUCGGCAAGGGCAAGGGCAAAUCAAAGGCGAAGGGCAAGCAUGGAUACUGGCUAUCGAACUGUAAUGCCUACAACCAAGAACUCUUCGCCGGCGCCUUUGAGCUGGCCGACUCUCAAGAGAUUGCUUCAACGUCUACGUCCUCUUCUACGCCUUCACGAGGCAUGCUGGACUGUGGAGCGACCGCGUCGGCAGCACCUGAGGCGGUAGUGCGAAGUCUCAUUUCAUCUGUGCUGGCACAGGACCGGUCCACGACUGUGGAGAUUGAUCAGUCCGCUCGUCCAUAUUUCAGGUUUGGGAAUGGUCGCUGGGGCAGAGCACUUUGCAGGGUUCAUCUCUCAAGUCUCAUUACGGGUGAGCGCAAGACCUUUUCUUUGUAUAUGCUUCCCAAUCCUGCCGAGUACUUCCAGGCGGACUUUGACAAGAAUACCCUAGUUCCCGUCUUGAUAGGUAUGGAUCACCUUGGACCUCGGGGCGUUGGGAUGAUGAUUGACUUCACCACAGGUCUUGCCAUGAAUACUCGAGAGUCGAAUCCCUCCAUCUUUCAGCUUGAAACCAACACCAAAGGGCAUUAUGUCUUGGAUGUGGUACAGUACUUGACUCACGGGCGAGUGAACCACGAGGUUCUCAUGAUGGCCAUGCCCACCGAGCGCGACGUGACGGACCACAUUCGCCGCCAGACUCGACCCAAGGCCAAGGCGGCACCCUUGGACUACGAGAGAAUCCUCAAGGCGGAUCCCCGCGAUCCGAGAAUGGAGGACAAGCAAUGGCCUUGCAUGGGACAGCAUGUGCCAAUGCGACCCCAGAGCAACAUGCACGGAGCCUGGCGCCAUUGCGCAGUCUGCAACCUACGCAUGGAGUACAUCCCGCGUGUGGGUUCACACGGUCAGACGACCAAGCUCGACAACCCGGCUAUGACAAGGCGCAUGCUGACAGAACUGCGCAGCCUUCUCCAAGACAAGAUCAAGCCGACGGCCAGUAUCUGCGCAGCCAUGCAGAAGAAGAUCGAUGCGGAGGAGCAACUGAACAAGCUGAUCCGCGAGCACGAAGAGAACUUUCGUCCUCAACAUCGAACAACCGGAAAUUCGACAACCCCAACGACCGAGCAUCCUGCUCAGACAUCAUCUACUCCGAUAUCACCUCCGGAAUCUUCGAUCAACAGCUGGCAGCCAGUGCCGGGUCCCCAAGAGAUGAGCAUCGAGGAGGCCUAUGCGGCUCUGGCAGCGGAGGAGAACGGUCUGAAGGCUCGGCGCAUCAACUUGGCGAAUGGUUAUGAUCUGUACCAGGAUCGACGUGUGCUAUGGAACUUGAACGCCUUUUUGAAGGAGUCCUUAGAGAUUGAUCCUCAUCUACAAGUCUACUUUGAGUGGCCGUGGCCUUCCUAUGGAUGGAGACAACAACCUAUGGUAGAUCUGAAGGAGCACUUUGAGGCCCAUGGAAUCCCCUGGUUAGACUGUCGUGUGGAUGGUUGCAAUUAUGGCAUGAAGGAUGUAAAGGGAGAGUUCUUUAUUCACAAGAAGUGGCUGAUUAAGACCACGGAUGAGAACUUUCACAAGACCUUUCGUGCCAAGGUGUGUCCUGGCAACCAUGUCCACAAGACCAUUGAAGGCCGAGACACUUCAGCCUCUUCAUACUACCCAUGGAAGUUGGUACAGGCCAUAGCCCGACACUGGAGUCAACAACUUGUACCUCAUCGUCAUCAGCGACUCCUUGGACUUCGUCAUGAUCUUCCGUCUCUGGCUGACAUGGAGCUCAUGGAAUCCGAUAACGAAUCCUUCCAUAUGGACUACAAUCUAGAGGACUUCCACGAUGAUGUGAACAUUCCGGAGAUUGAUUUCAUUCAACCAGUCACUGUGAUCAGUGAACCUGCUGCCUCUGCAAGAGAAUCGUUUCGGCAACUUGUUCUACGACGCCUGGCUCAGGCGAAUUUCUCCGUGGAUGCCCUGGAACAGAUUCUCCUGGCGGCCUCUCGACAAUCGGUUGGCCACUCAGUUCACCACUCCCGUUGGCGAGACAGCAAGGGUUCUGUGCUGGUUCUGGGAGCGUACUCUCAUGGACAUCUUGGAGGUAUCAGUGGUGCAACCAUGAAGAAUAGUGAGUUGGUCAGGUAUGUCAAUGGCUUUCUUCGACAACAUAUGCCAGAAGCCUCCUGGUCAAGCGUGAUGAUCUCCUUUGACUGUCCUGCCUUACCUCAUCGAGAUUAUCAUAAUGAAAAAGGCUCACAGAACCACUUGAUAUGUGUCGGCUCCUUUGGACAAGGCGGACUGUGGGUAGCUGGCAAACCUCCGGAUGGACGACCCAUUGUCCGACGCAAGGCUCCAGAUGGGCGUCUUCACGAAGGCCAUAUUCUUCAGGCUCAACGACAGCUAGUCUCCUUUGAUCCCCAAGCGUGGCAUGCUUCACAACGGUGGGAUGGAUAUCGAAUCGCUGUCUCAGCGUAUACGACAAGACUGGCAUCGACUCUUCCCUCCUCAGAUCUUCAAUGUCUUCGUCAACGCGGCUUUCCUCCACCUUGUAAGGUACAGCUUUCCAUGGCUGCUGAGACGAUGACUCUGCCAGAAGGGGUAGAUGAAGCCACGUUCAAAAAUUGGCAGGCGCAGAUUGCCAAGUUUCACAAAGCUGCCGGACAUCCCACCAAUCGCAACCUAGCUCGAAUUGUCAAGGAGGCUGGACAUGAAGAAUGGCGUGUGCAAGCGGCAUUAGAUCAUCAGUGCCCUGCUUGUCAGUCCCUGAAGUUGGGCGGCACCUCCAGUGGUCAAAUACCUCCGGCGUCUACUAUGGGUCUUGUUCCAGCAUGGCAUUCCGUUGGUGUGGACACUGGUGAAUGGGUAGUUCCACAUUCCAAGCACAAGGUUAAGUUCCUGGUGUUCGUGGACGUGGCGACCAAACUAUGGGUAGUACAUCCUCUUUACAUCUACGACAUCGUGGCUAUGCGCACAGAGACCACCGAGGAUGUCACCCGUGCGUUCACGGAGCGAUGGCUAUCAACCUUCCCGAAGCCACAAGUACUCAUGAUGGAUUCUGGGAAGAGCUUCAUCUCCGAGUCCUUCCACGAGUUUGCAUCUUCACUCAACAUUCAGGUGCAUUUUGUGGCCGAGAAAGAGCAUUGGGCGCAUGGAAUAGUGGAAGCAGUGGUUCAGGACAUCAAGAUGACGGCUUCAGCCAUUCAGUUGGAGGCCUUGGACCAAGACUACAUGGUGACUCUGCACCUGGCUGCGUCAGCACUCAACUCCACCGAGUACACGGCUGGAUACUCAGCUUUUCAGUGGGCAUUCGGUCAACAGUAUAGCCUUUCCGACGAAGAUGUCCGGACUUUUCAUGGAUCUGAUUUUCGUGGAGAGUUUGUGAAGCUGAUCACUGCUAGGCAACAGGCCGAGCAGGUUGCCACAAAGACCCGCGCCAAGCGAAUCCUUUCCAAACUGGCGAACUCUACGGCCCACGUGGAGGACUACGCAAAUCCGGUAGACCACAUUGGGUCGGUCCUGGCCGAGUGGUUUUCAGCGAAGUGUUGCCACAUCAGCAAGCCGGUAGAGCGCUUCCAAUACGAAACAUCGGGAGAAGAACAGCCAUCUCAGUGGCGAUCCUUACGGGACAUCCUCCCUCAGCGCGAGUACACGGACCUGACUGACCAAGUACCCCAUGCUGAUGAAGUAGAACGACCUGAUCUACCUCCUGAGCCAGACUCCAGCACUGUCGUCGCACCACCGUCACGACGAGUUCGGUUCAAGAAGCCUCAAGAGCCAGAACCCUUACCGGAACAAGAUCAACAAGAGUCUGCCGGACCUCCUUCAUCCUCCACUACAAGACCAAACACGGAGGUCAAUGAUUAUGAUCAGCCGUCAACCGAGCCGGCGGCCAAAAAACCAAAACAGGAUAAUUGGGUGGAACAACUCCAUGCGGAGGCCUUGUUCGAAGAAGCGAACGACUUGUUCACCUUCCUGGAGACAGCCGACGAUGACAUGGAGUGCCUCAAACUGGAGUUCGAGAUUGGCGAUCUCUCCAACCGUCAAAGGAAGUUUCUUGAGCGAAAUCCAGUGGCUUUCAUGGUCAAGAAGCUUCGUGACUCUGAAGUUUCGCUUACAAAGUUGUCGGCUGUUGAACGUCUCCUUUUUGUCCGUGCAAAGGCCAAGGACGUGGACUCCUUCAUCAAGAAUGAGGCUGUGCGAAAGUGUCAGAACCGUGAAGAGGUGCGAUCAGCCUUUGAUAACAAGCGUGUGGUAAGAGCACGCUGGGUGUUGACAUGGAAAUCUGUGCCUCCGGAAGACCAGCUAGCUGCUAAGGAUGAUGCCCGAGACAAUCCGACAACCACCCACACCGCGAGUGGCACGAAGAAGGCCAAGGCGAGAAUUGUUUUGCUGGGCUUCGAACACCCAAGCCUCUUAGACAGCAACUACAAGACAUCCUCGCCCGUACAAAGCACUCUUGGACGCAACCUGCUGUAUAGCAUGGCCGCGCACAAGCAGUGGGAGCUGGAAGGUCUGGACUUGAGCACGGCUUUCUUGCAAACACAACCCACUGAGGCGGACCGUGACUUGUGGACAAGUGGUGUUGCUGAGCUCCGAGAAGCUCUAGGUGUUGGUGAGGAGGGCAUCAUGAAGAUUCUCCGUAACAUCUACGGAAGCACCACGGCCCCUCGAGGACUCUGGCUAGAUCUCCACAAGACUCUGACUUCUCUGGGCGCACAACCAGUUUUGGGCGAGCGCUGCUUGUGGAUCUGGCUUUCCAAGCAUCGUCUGGAUGGGGACCGUCCCCUGACGAUCGGUGCAAUGGGUGGUCAUGUUGACGACUUUCACCGCAUUGGUGACAGCUCGGAUGAAUGGCUCUCCAUCAAGAAGGCUAUCGACAAGGCCUAUACCUGGGGCAUGAUCAAGUCAGGCAGCUAUAGACAUGCCGGCACGGAUGUGAAGACAUCCGUGGAUGAGCGCGGUUGGAAGUUCAUCACAGUCAGCCAGGAAUGCUACAUCGAGUCGCUCAUGGAUGUGGACAUUUCUCCUGAUCGCCUUCGAUCUCAGGGUGAACUUCAUAAGUCCGAGAUUGACGCCUGCAGGACCGCUCUGGGAUCUCUGCAAUGGCUGGCUGUGCAAUCUCAGCCACAACUUUGUGCUCGUUGUAACCUUCUACUGACCGAACUGGUCACCAACGGCACCUUGGAGACUGCUCGUGAAAUCCAGCUCAUGAUCAGCGAGGUUAGACAAGAAGCCUACACGCUGAAGUUUCGACGACUUCCUGACGUACAUCAUUGGACAGAUGUCAUUUUCGUAAGCAUGGGAGAUCAAGCUCACGGCAACAGGCCGCGCGGAGACAGUACCGGCGGGAUGAUCACUCUCCUCUCCGGACCAUCCUGUAUUCAUGGACAUAUCUGCGAGAUGGACGUUUUGAGCUGGCGAACGUGGAAACUUAAACGGAAGGCAAUAGGGUCGAAUGAUGCAGAAGUGCAAUCAGUUCUGGAAGCAGAAGAUUGCAAUUUCAGGGCCCGCUUGCUUUGGUCCGAGCUUCACGGCGCUGGCGGCCUACAUCCUGCCAGAGCUCAACGUGAAGAUCUGGUUGAUGUCAUGGAGCAGCAAGCUCUCCGGGUCAAGGGCAUUGUCUGCACUGACUCUCGUGGAGGCUAUGAUGCAGUGGAAGUCAAUGAAAGCCCGUUGCUGGGACUAAGCAACAUGCGUGCAGCUCUUCAAGCAUUCCAACUCAGAGACAAUCUUCGCCGGACUGGGACGGAGUUGCGUUGGCUGGCCAGUGACUAUGACCUUGCCGAUGCCUUGACAAAGCGAAAGGCAGAAGCCCGACAAGGUCUUCUUCGUUUUCUUCAGACUGGUCGAUGGGCCAUCAAGUAUGACCCUUUGUUCCGGAGCGCGAAGAAAAGCAAGCGCGCUGGCAAGAGUGCGCUGGACGUGAUCAAGCUCUUGUACGAUGAUGGCAUCGAUGUGGACCAUUUUCCGAACCAAGAGCUGUGCAGUUGA